AUGGAUCACGACCAACGGGCAAUUUUACGUAAGACCAUCCAAGCAGCACUGGCACGCAAACUAAAAUCGCACGAAUACAUCCAAUCGUACAAUGCAGUGUACAAAUAUUGCACACAACGUACGAAUACGUUCGAGAUACUGGGCGAAAAAAUGUAUUUGAUCCUGUACGCAGAAAUAGACACAUAUACGAAAGGUCUGACAUUCACGUCGAUGAAAGAGUUUAUAAACGAGGCAAUACGCUAUGAAAGUGCUGUUGAGAGCGUAUGUGGAGUAUUCAAGUAUCUUACUCGUUUUUACAUACGCUGUAACUUGGAUCUUAGAAUGAGCAAUGUUUUGCCGCUCAGGAAGAUGAUGUACAGCUUGUUUUACAUCAAUUUUGCACAUAACGUGGAAGAUGUGCUCAUGCACUCGCUUGACAGUACUGUCAUAAAAUUUUAUUAUAAACUGUUGUUGUACUCGGAUGCGCUGAGGAGGUUUGAGGAAGUAAAAAAAAUAUACGCGGACAGCAUCGUGUUUGAUGGCGAUGCAGAAUGCAGAGUCGCAAAAUUAGAGAAGUAUUUGAAUGAAAUACGCAAUGUGUUCUGUGGAAAAAGCGUUGAAGAUGUGAUUGGAAAGGUGCGGGAUAGGAUAGGAGACGUAAACGAUAUUUUGGAGUAUCUAUGCUUACAAAUUCGCUGUUGUGCAAGGAUCAAUUGUGAUGUCAUUGAUGCUUUGAGAAUACAUGAGCAGCUGUUUAUGAUGGCUAUAACAAGUGUUUUAAACCAUGGUCUGAUCGAGGGGACAAACAGGGAUAGAAAAGAUGAUACUAGCCUUAAUAACAAAGAACAGGAUGUGAAGACAUCUAGCAGUGCCGAGAAAGUGAAUGGUGGAGGAGAUUAUUUAGAGCCGGAAGUGGAUACAUGCGAGAGUGAUGCACAGGUACAAUCAGAUACGAGUAACGAGAUAACACAGAAUGAUGGGAAAGCAUCACGAAUUGUUCUAGGAAAAAGGUUAAUUGAUGAUGAUUUGUCAUGGAGAAAACGCUUCUUGGACGACAAGGCACAACAUUUAAAGGAAUACUUCAUCCUGGUUGAUAGAUUCAUUUAUUGUUCCGAACUAAACGAAAUGUACUUUAGAAGUGAAGAAUACCAGAAAAUACUUAAGAAUGCGUUUUUAAAAAGAGUCAAGGAUAAAAGCAAGGUACAUAAUGCUAUUGUACUGUUAAUCGACUGGCGUGUCAAACAGAAAAUAGUACAAUGGACUGAUGAGCACGAAUGUAUAAAAAUUAUCAAGAAAGAGUUUGAAGUAAAAAAAUGGGACACGUUGAUAGACUUAUUAGAGAUAUUUGGUGAUGAUUUGCAUGAACUGAUACAUGUUGAUGUCUUGCGAAGGGUGUUACUUGAUGAAAAUACUCUGGAACGUGAGCGAGCACUUGUCACACGUAUGGAGGAGCGGAUAAAGUAUUUUGGGAAAACGAGACUGGCUCUUACAGAUUUUCUGUUGAAUAUACAUAGCGUAGGAGGAAUUUUGAAUCUAACGGGGUGCAAUAUGAGCUCUGGCGCGCAUGGUAACGGAUGGAUGGGCCAAGGAAAUGGGAUUGAUUUGAACUCGCCAAACACGCUUACCAUUCCUGGAAUUAAUGUCCGAUGUUUUACUAAGUACUUUUGGCCUAUCAAGGCCACACGUUCAGGUUUGAACAAUAGGUUAGAGGAAGUAAUGGAAAAAGUUUUUCAUUACUGCAGAGAUAAGGGGUAUAGGGUAGAAUUUAACCAUUACUACUCGGAGGUAAAACUGAAAAUAAAUGAACACAUUGUUACAUGCGAUGCAGCACUAGCUUCGCUAAUACUAGACGUUUAUGAUCAUAAACAAAUCCAUUUAGACGAAAAUAAAGCGGGCAUUGACCGUCUGGUUAACGAAGGUAUUAUCAAUCGGCGUGACGCGGAUAAUGGUAAUAUAUUAGGGGAGCUAGAGCUAAAUGAUAACCUGGUCAGCGAUAUGAAUCUUUUUAAUCCUGAACUUAAGGUCCCUGUCAGUUCUGGAUGUAUCGGACAUUGCCUGGCCAAUGUCAACAUUGAAGUUAUGAAGUGCAAAAUAAUAAAAAUUAUGAAGCGGACCAAAAAGAUGGAUCUUGUGGAUCUACAAAAUCAGAUGAAAGAUAAUAUAGACGAAGUUCUCUCAUGGCUUAUAAAAUAUAACUAUGUAAAACAGGUCAAUGAUACUCUUGAAUAUGUUCCGUGAUACCUUUGGUUUGUAAAUAAAUCGAACGAUGUUAGUUGUGGUAUUGCUACUCACUUUACGAUAAUAUAUGGAAUAUUUAUGGGUAAUUCGUUUAGAUUGUUCAAUGUUCGUUUUACUUUACACUUUGUUGUCAGUAUACUAUUGUUUUAAG
Messenger RNA from Vavraia culicis subsp. floridensis, 2368 nucleotides. RefSeq lists its product as uncharacterized. Bases 1 to 2217 code for a protein of 738 amino acids. NCBI's taxonomy places the organism in Eukaryota, Fungi, Microsporidia, Pleistophoridae. The record is from RefSeq and is a predicted model, not a curated record. The transcript has a single exon.